Molecule: messenger RNA, 2619 nt
Organism: Andrographis paniculata
Lineage: Eukaryota; Viridiplantae; Streptophyta; Magnoliopsida; Lamiales; Acanthaceae
Product: QWRF motif-containing protein 2-like
Exons: 6
Coding region: 333-2219 (628 amino acids)
Biological process (GO): spindle assembly; centrosome cycle
Cellular component (GO): cytoplasm; centrosome; nuclear microtubule
Molecular function (GO): microtubule binding
Source: RefSeq, a predicted model, not a curated record
AGCUUAGCUUAGCUAAACUAAACUAACUACUAAGAAAGAAAAAGAGAGAAAAACGAACGAACGAACGGACGAACAUUCCCAAAAUCUCGCCGCCCCUCCUCUGAUCGCCGGAGACGGCCGCGAAUCUCACUCCGUUCAGAUCAGCGCCGGGAAACGAAUCCUGAAGAAAAAAGGAAUGUGGAAUCUGUCAAACCCUUAUUCUGGGUUCUACUGCUGUGUUUCUUAAAAGUCGAUCAGGGUUUCUGAAACGAUUGGGUUUUUGUUUCUGAAAAAUUCGCAAUGUGAGGUGAAAUUCCGGCGAUUUGGGCCUGAAUGCGUUGUCGAUUUUGAAGAUGGUGGCUGCCGUUACGGGGGCGCCUUCAAACCCUCAAAAUCCCAAAAUCGGAGACGAGCCUUCGCGCAGAUCGCCGUUGCUGCCGUCGGAGAAGGACAACAGCAAUGGCGCCGGAGGAAAUCACCGGAAACCUAAAUCCAGAGUUGUCUCUUCGAGGUAUAUGUCUCCUUCGACUUCCUCUUCCACUUCGACUUCGAAUUCGAAUUCGACCCCAAUUUCUUCUAGAAGGCAUCCCUCCCCUUUAAUUUCGAGGAAUUCGACCUUGCCUCCGAGCCUAUCUUCUUCAGGCUCCAAACGCGCCGUUUCCGUCGACCGGCGGCGUCCGGCCGCCGCCAGGCCUCUGAUUCCCGAUCUGGAUUCCAAACACGGCGGCGAUUCUGAAAUCUCCGCCGCGUCGAAGCUUCUCGUCACGUCUACUCGUAGAUUGUCAGUUUCUUUCCAGGGAGAAGCUUUUUCGUUACCUGUUAGUAAGGCCAAAGCUGCGCCUGCUUCCCCUAAUUUGUGCAGCAUUCGAAAGGGCACUCCAGAGAGACGAAGGUCUGUAACAGCUACGCCAUUGAGAGGGAAAAUCGACGGAGCAGAAGAUCAGGCGGAGGGUUUUGCUUCUGCCGAACGCCAUCGAUGGCCUGCAAGGAAUCGACUGGUUAAUUCACUGUCGAAGAGCUUGGAUUGCAAUGGUGGGGAUAGGAACAAGAUAAUAGGAUCUUCCGAUGCAAUUCGAGCCCUGCAGCAAUCGAUGUUCGACGAAACGGGGCCUCUCGAUUUGGGCAAUCCACGGCCCCUCAACGGAAGUUCCGGCAAUGCCGAGGCAUCAUCCACACCUUGUGAUCUUACAGCUUCCGAUUCAGACAGCGUUUCUUCCGGCAGCACUUCAGGAGUUCAAGAAUGCCUCGGGGCUUCCCGUGGUCGUGGAAUGGCUGUCCCAGCACGAUUUUGGCACGAAAGUAAUAGUAAAUUGAGGUUUCGUGAUCCCGGCUCGCCAUUAUCGACGAGCCCUGGUUCAAAAUUGAUUGCGCCGCCGAAGCUGAAAAGGUAUUCGAGCGAUGUUGUCCCGUUGUCCACCACUCCACGGACAAUGUCGUCCCCUGUACGAGGAGGUGUAAGGAAUGCGUCGCCUAGCAGACUUAUUGCACCUGUGGGGUCAUCUCCUUCGCGGGGCUAUAGCCCGUCUCGGAUUAGAAAUGCUGUCAGCACUAUUAGCAAUAAUUUUGUCGAAACGCCUUCGGUUCUUAGCUUUGCAGUUGAUAUACGAAGGGGGAAAGUUGGGGAGAACAGAAUUAUCGACGCGCACUUACUUAGACUUCUUUACAAUCGGCACCUGCAAUGGCAGUUUGUUAAUGCAAGAAUCGAAGCUGUCUUGUUGGUGCAGAGACACAGCUCCGAGAGGAAUUUGUGGAAUGCUUGGAUAACGAUCUCGGAUCUCCGCGACGCCGUUACGAAAAAGAAAUACCGAUUGCAGCUGAUGAGGCAAAAGUUGAAAUUAGCUUCCAUUCUAAAAGGACAAAUGAAUCUUCUAGAAGAUUGGGCUUCUCUAGAAAAGGACCUCUCGGUUUCCAUGGUUGGCGCCAUUGAAGCAUUGAAGGCUAGCACACUCCGUCUUCCGGUAGUCGGAGGAGCGACCGCUGACAUCCAAAGCUUGAAGGAUGCAAUUGGAUCAGCCGUCGAUGUUAUGCAGGCAAUGGCUUCUUCGCUCCGUCCUCUUCUGCCUGUGGUCGAUGAAGUGAAUUCUCUAGCGACAGAACUUACGAAACUGACUGCCAAAGAGCGAUCCUUGCUUCUACGAUGCACGGGGUUUCUGUCAUCGUUAGCAGCCUUGCAGGUUAAACACAGUAGCCUGAGAACACACGUUGUACAGCGGCGCGGACCUAACUCUGUAUCGUCAUGAGCCUGACAACAAGUUUUUAACUGAAUUCGGACAUUCUAUUCUAUGGUAGAUUCUAACAUCAUAGACUACUACGACGACGACGACACGACUGCCGGCCGGCCGGAUUCUGGUGUGCCAAUUUUUGCAGCGGCAUUUGUUUGUUUGUUUGUUUGUUUGGGAGUCUGAAUUGAGUCGAGUCCUGUUGUGGGUCAGGUAUUGGAUAGCUAGCUAUUGAUCGAUGAUCAUAUCAUAUCAUCUUCUUAUUCACUAAUUACUUCUUUUUCUUUUUAUCUUUCACUCUGUCUUACAUGAAAUUCGUUUCUUAGGAGAAUGAACAAACUGAUGUGUGUCUGUGUGUAUGUGUGAGAGUGUGAUGUAAUAUUCUAACUGCUUUAAUGUCUCGAAAAGCAUUUCUUGUUCA